CUCACUCUGGCAGAUCUGGCAGUGACCCGACAUUACAUCAGACAGUUUGUGUUGGGUGAUUUUGUUAACAAAAAAAACAAAAAACUGGCUUUUUUGUGUUUUUCUAUUCCGUGAUUGAUUUUGAUUAGUCUGUUUUUCCUGUAAAAGAUUUAAUUUCCAUAUUCACGUAUAGUGGUACAAUAAAUAAUGGAAGACCAGGUGAUUAAAGUAGAUCUUUUUUCACAGGAUGACUCCAGCAACUUCACAAAACAGAGCCUAGAUGGAAUUCAACAAGAUAAAAGUCCUCUUAAAGCCCUCGGUCAAGCCUUGCUUUGCAAAGUCUGCUCUGAUUCAAGCAGCGGCAAACACUAUGGCAUAUAUGCCUGCAAUGGCUGCAGUGGCUUCUUUAAACGCAGUGUACGAAGAAGACUCAUCUACAGGUGUCAGGCUGGGACAGGCAAAUGUCCUGUUGACAAAGCUCACAGGAACCAGUGCCAAGCCUGCCGACUAAAGAAGUGUCUCCAAGCUGGAAUGAACAAAGAUGCAGUGCAGAGUGAGCGUCAGCCUCGAAGCACUACGCAUGUCAGUCUCGAUUCCAUAGAUGCGGAGGCCAAGAGGGAAGACCUCGUUACCACACGGGAGCUCACCACUUCCGGCCUCUACUCAUCCGUUGGAUUUAGACCUCUGGUCACCUUGCCAGAUCCCAGUUCUGCAUCCGUACAACCCAGCAGCAACCAAAAGACUCACUGCUUCAUGGUCAGCUUGCUGACAGCAGAAACUUGUACCAAACUGGAGCCAGAGGAUGAUGAGGAAAAUAUUGAUGUGACAACAAAUGAUGCAGAGAAGGACAACUCUUCAUUAGACCGCGCCAGGCUUACAUCCAUCUCCAGCUCUUCAGAAAGUUUUGACGAAACAGCAGCUCGACUUCUCUUCAUGUCUGUGAAGUGGGCAAAGAAUUUGCCCGUUUUUGCUCAUUUGCCAUUUCGAGACCAGGUGAUUCUGCUGGAAGAAGCUUGGAGUGAGAUGUUUCUUCUGUGUGCCAUCCAGAUGUCUCUACCUGUGGACAGAUGUUUAAUUCUGUCUCCAGAACUUUCCCCCACUCAUGAGGUUAAGACCAACCUCGUCUCAUCUGAGAUGCAGAUUCUUGAUGAUGUAUUCAGUCGCUUCAAGGCUCUGGUUGUCGACCCUACUGAAUUUGCCUGUCUUAAAGCAAUAGUUUUGUUCAAGCCAGAGACGCGCAACCUCAAAGAUGCCAGCCAAGUUGAAAACUUGCAGGACCAGUCCCACUUGCUAUUGAGCCAGCACAUUCAAUUGGUGUACCCCAGCAAUGCUUCAAGGUUUGGGAGGCUGUUACUUCUGCUGCCAUCUCUCCACUUCUUGAGUCCACGUAAGAUAGAGCAGCUGUUCUUUCACAGGACAAUUGGCAACACACCCAUGGAGAAGUUACUGUGUGAUAUGUUCAAGAACUAAACAAGUAUAAAUUGAAGCUUCCCCAAAUGUAUCCCUUUUUCAUGUUGUGAAUGUCUUUUUCUCCAAUAAAAUUUGAAAUCAUG
Messenger RNA from Poecilia reticulata (guppy), 1532 nucleotides. It is a transcript of the gene nr2e3, whose product is annotated as nuclear receptor subfamily 2, group E, member 3. Lineage: Eukaryota; Metazoa; Chordata; Actinopteri; Cyprinodontiformes; Poeciliidae. Gene Ontology annotation, biological process: regulation of DNA-templated transcription. Gene Ontology annotation, molecular function: zinc ion binding; sequence-specific DNA binding; DNA-binding transcription factor activity. The record is from RefSeq and is a predicted model, not a curated record.